AUGCAGGAACCAGAAGUUAUAGAGCGGUGCCCCAGUCUCUCCCCAAGACCAGACACAAGGGAUGCCGAUCAGAACCUCCAUGUUAAUGCAAUUAGCGGAAGCACCCGCGGCAGUCCAGCACUCUUGCCCAACUCGAGUCCCUUAAGGAAGUCGCCGCAAAUAAAUCCAGACUCACGGGACCACGGAAGCCGGGUUGGGACUCCACUGCUCAGUCCCCCCGACCAUACCAAUGAGGUCGAGGAUUGGCACCAGAAAUACCACCAGCAAAUGCGCGAGCUGCUGACCGAGCGUGAGAAAGUGAAUCGCCUCGAGGCUGCCGAACGGACCUUCUCUUCCGCAGCAAUCGCCUGGAACGCGAGAUGCUUAGAGUCCGAAGAGGAAUUGACAAAGGAGAGAGAGGCGCAUAAUCAAACACGUCUUAAGCUGCAGAAACGGCAGCAAGAUGUCGAAAAGUUCAUUGGCUUGCUGAAUGAUGCCAACGAGGAACUGGGAAGCGCAAUAAACCCUAACCAGGUUCGCCAUCAGCUUGAAGAUGUAGCAAUCACUUCACGAACCAAACGUCUGCGGUCGAGCAUCCGCACCUUUGCUGAACAGUUUGGCGAGAUACACGCAAGUGAUCAUCCCAAUCCACAAACUUCAUAUUCUUUGUUCAAAAAAUACCUUUCUGUGUCCGAGGAUGCCCUGGCCUCCUACAUAGAAUCUCCUUCAGCUCGUCCGAAAAUUCUCCGUCCUUUUAUAUGGACCUUUUUAUGCGAGGAGGUGUUUAACGGAUUCUUCUGGGCGCCUCCAGAUAUAAGGAGUGCACUAAGAACCCUCCGUAAUUUGAUAGAACCAUCGGAGGAGGCUUUAUUGGACGAAGAAACAGAAGUAGAACGAAAGCAAAUCAUGUGGAGGGCUGAUACAACCAACAUGGUUCUUGAGAGAUUGAACGAGAAUACGCACGAGAUCCGUGACAGCCGUGACAGCCAGCAAGAUUUUGUUUCGGCUAAGGCACACAAGCUAGCUGGAUUACUAGAGCCCAUUGUCUGUCGUGAUAAGCGGGCUCUCUAUGCUCCACUGGUGAAGCUUUUGAACGAAAGUUUGGAACUCGACCUAGUGUUGAGCCAGCAAGUGGCGAUGUGGAGUUGGGAGUUCCCUAAGAGACUGCCCUGCCAGUUUGACAAGGAGAUGCACAUGACAAUUCACAGAAGACAGCACGGGCAGAUAUAUGAGAUAAAGCUAGUCCUGGCUCCUGCCCUUAUGAAACGAGGCAAGUCUUCAGGAGAUGACUUCCUUGACCAACAUGCGCAUGUCAAGAUGGAGGUGGAAAUCGACACCCCUCGCCAGGAAAGCAGCAGCCCUCGGGGUUGGAGGAAAAUGGCCGACAAAUUGCUGCCAAAGUCAUAG
Penicillium verrucosum is the source of this 1386-nucleotide messenger RNA. RefSeq lists its product as uncharacterized. Bases 1 to 1386 code for a protein of 461 amino acids. The record is from RefSeq and is a predicted model, not a curated record. NCBI's taxonomy places the organism in Eukaryota, Fungi, Ascomycota, Eurotiomycetes, Eurotiales, Aspergillaceae. The transcript is spliced from 2 exons.